AUGGCAGACGCUCCCCAGGAGAGCUCUGAGGAAUUCUGCUUGCAAGAUGCACCAACUUCUAAAGCCAGCAAAGGACUCUGGAGACGGCUACGAUACAAGAUCUGUGGGGUGCUGCUGUGCUCCCUGAUGCUCUCUCUCAUCCUGACAUUUCUGGGCAUCCACUAUUUUUGGAAUCCGCCACCUAAAAAGAUCUAUGAAAUGGAGCACACAUUUUUCAGCCAUGGGAAGAAUCAGAAGAUCUUAAUGAAGAUAGACCCUCUCACCAGGACAGAGAUCUUCCAAAGUGGAAAGGGCAAUGAAGAAAUUCUGGAAAUACAUGACUUUAAGAACGGAAUAACCGGCAUCUUUUUUGUGGGUGAUCCCAAGUGCUUCAUCAGAAGUCAGAUUAAAGGGAUACCUGAAUCAUCCAUCAUGGAAACUGACGCGCCCGAGGCCGCGGAAACCGCAGCCCCCUAUUCCGAGCCCUCGGUGGUCUGGGUCCCAGGGGAGAAGCCCAUUGAAAACAAAGAUUUCCUCAAGGGCUCCAAGAUUUUUGACCUCUGCCAGAACGUGACCGUGUACUGGAUCCACCCGACCUUGCUGAGAGAGCCUGGGCUCCUUGACUUUGAAAACGAAGGAGAGGAGGAUGACCAGCGAGCUGUGAAUGAGGACGCCUGGGAUGAAGCCCCGGAGGAGGAGGAGGAGGAGCACAAGCUGGCCAAGGAAGCCAAAGCAGGCACCAAGCGCCAGACUCGGCAACUUACUGAAGAGGACCUCCCCGUGAACGACUACACGGAAAACGGACUGGAGUUCCACCCCUUGUGGGACGAGCGAGGCUACUGCUGUGCUCAGUGCCGCCGGGCCCAGCGCUACUGCCAGCGAGUGUGCGAGCCUCUGCUGGGGUACUACCCGUACCCUUACUGCUACCGAGGAGGGCGGGUGAUCUGCCGCGUCAUCAUGCCCUGCAACUGGUGGGUCGCGCGGAUGCUGGGGCGCGUCUGA
This is a messenger RNA of Hemicordylus capensis (graceful crag lizard), 981 nucleotides long. RefSeq names its product tenomodulin (gene TNMD). The transcript is spliced from 7 exons. The record is from RefSeq and is a predicted model, not a curated record. NCBI's taxonomy places the organism in Eukaryota, Metazoa, Chordata, Lepidosauria, Squamata, Cordylidae. Gene Ontology annotation, biological process: negative regulation of endothelial cell proliferation; negative regulation of angiogenesis. Bases 1 to 981 code for a protein of 326 amino acids.